AUGUCUAGUUUUAAUUCCGGACCUGCUGGCACUCCCUUUGUGUCGGGUGAGCUUAAUAGUGCAAAGAUCCGAGAACUUAUGGAGAACGCCCAAAGAACUAUUGCUGAAAGGAAGUUGUCAUUGGGUUUGGGAAACAUCCCGGCUAAACCUCAGCUGAUACCCCAGGGGCUUAUUGCUGACCCAGAAACUGCUGAGAGAGCACGUCGGGCCGCUGAACUCGAAGCCAAGAUUGCGUCACGGUUCCACUCCCUUGUGACUAAGGUUUUGCCAACACCAAUCGAGGACUCCAGCAGGUUUGCUUUACUAGGUCUUUAUUCAAUUAAUGUUCGUAGACUAAAAAGUGCUGCUCGACCAAAGCGAAGUCUCUCAUUUUAUGAGCCAGGGAAGUUUAUUAAAAUUGGACAACGAAUGCGGACAAAAGCACAGUUAGAAAAGCUGCAGGAGUCGGUCGCUCAGGCGGCUAAACGCACUGGAAUCGCUAGUGCUGCAAAACUAGCAACAAUUCAACCCAAACGACAUGUUGAUGAAACGUCAGUUCCCAGUGUAGAAUGGUGGGAUGCGUAUAUUCUAAAGGAUGGUAUUACAAGUUAUGACUCCUCAAACGAGGGCCUUUUAGAACCUGCUUCGGCUGCUGCUUUGAUUAAUGAGUCUUGGAUUACCGAUCUAAUAGAACAUCCUAUAAAGAUGAAAGCUCCGACGGAGCUCCACAAGCCACCCGAAAUACCCCUACUUUUGACAAAAAAAGAGCGUAAAAAGUUGCGCCGACAAAACCGACAGGAAGCUCAAAAGGAGCGCCAGGAACGCGUCAGACUUGGGUUGGAAAAGCCUCCAGAGCCAAAAGUGAAAUUGGCUAACUUGAUGCGCGUGCUUGGUUCAGAGGCAGUCCAAGAUCCCAGCAAGGUCGAGGCAUACGUUCGCAAGCAGAUGGAGUCUCGAAAGAGGGCUCACGAGGCUGCGAAUGCGUCGCGAAAAUUGACAAAGGAGCAGGCUAGGUUCAAGCGCAUCCGGAAGAUUCGUGAGGACACCUCCAUUCGAACUCACGUAGCGGUGUACAGAGUUCGGGAUUUAACGAACCCCGCGCACCGCUUCAAGGUGGAGACGAACGCGAAUCAGCUCUUCAUGACGGGCUUGGUGGCAAUGCACAGUGAUUGCAACGUGGUUAUCGUGGAAGGGGGGCCGAAGCAACAGCGUCGCUUCAAACGUCUCAUGCUGCAUCGGAUCAAGUGGCUGGAAAACAAACGCGGCGUCGUUGAUUCGGAAGCUGCUAAUUCCACGCAUGCCCCCUGUACACUCAUCUGGGAAGGCACAGUGAAGCAACGCGCUUUCGAAAACAUGCAAAUGAAACUCUGUCCUACCGAGCUUUUUGCACGCGAACUCUUUCGAAAACGCGAUGUAGAGCAUUACUGGGACAUGGCUUACAGUGGAGCUGUCAUGGAGUCUGUCGGAGACGCAGUUCCAGUACAGGAGAUCCUAUUGACGCGUCGCGUCAGGCAAGAUCGUCCUCUUGACACUUGGCAACUGAUACAUGUCGUAGUGCUCUGUGCAGGAUACCUCUCCUGGAGGCAGAUCAGCGUCAAUCGAUACGAGGAGUUCUUUUCAUUAUAUUCCGUUAAUCGUGACAUCCCUGCCAGCUGCGAUUCGUUCUCCAAGCGUCCCGUCAAUCUAUCCAACGUGACGUCAGACUACGUAUCCACUGCAAGUCUUUGGGUUGAGUGUGUGCGCUGCAAGAAAUGGCGUUACCUUGAGGGCCUCGUGGACCCUAGUGAAGUGGAGGAGUCCUGGCAAUGUGAUAUGCAUCCGCGGGUUGCAAAUGGCGAAGUCAAGGUGGAGGAAGCUUGUAACGAACCGGAAUACGGUCUCUCAGAGGUUGAUGAGAGUCAAUAUGUUUACGGAGAAUUCGGGACUGGAUCAGUUGUAUUGGCAAAAAUGCCUGGCUAUCCGGAGUGGCCCUCUAUGAUUGACUGCGACGCGGAGGGUCGUUUUGCGGACUUCUGCCCCGAAACAGGGCAUGUAAAGCGUUAUCGCGUCGUCUUUCUUGAUCCUAAUCAACCAACUACACAGCUUAUUCCUGCUUCAAAGGUUCGAAAAUUUGCUAAUGUCUGCGAAAUUAAACUAGAAAAGAAGAAGGUGCCCACGGCGAACACACGGAUGUGCUUGGCCUGUACUCGAAUGAACGGUCGCACCGCCUGUCACAUGUACACCAUGGUGACCUCGCAAUGCAUUGAGCUCAGUCUACUCGAGGUUGAGCAGAAGUCUGCUCGCGUCCUCUACGACUCCUACAUAGCUCCACGCCGACGCCAGCAACAAUCUGCUGGGAUGGCAUUCGUGUCUGAAAACUCAAACGAUCAAAAUGGCACUCGGCGUGACCUCCUUCAACUUCUUACCGGCAUGCUGGAACAGUUGGUAGAAAUGAAAGAAACAGGCAGCAGUAAAGAGGCACUGCUGGCGGCUCUCGGUGCGAAAAGGCAACCUCUGAGCCAGCCAAGGUCGAAAUUCUCAAAGGGUAGAGGUACUUGUGUCAGGAACUCAUCAGUGUCAUCAAUUCAACGGGAAAAUAGCAACAUCGCGGAGGACAAAUUAGGCCAAUUUGAGCAAAUUAGUAUUCUGGACGGAGCCGAGACACCUUACAAACCACCAGCCCUUAUCUCCUCCACAUUUUUUUUCAAACCAGGCACAUGGAUCGAGUGCGUCAAGUGUAAGAAGUGGAGAUACGUUGCGGAAAUUACGGACCCAAGUGAAGUCCCCACCGACUGGUCCUGUGGCCUCCAGUUAAAGUGGCAGAUGACCGACGACAAACACGACCCUUGCCAGGAAUCAGAAGAUGAGUCAUCUAAACACAUCGUAGAUGCGCACCCCUAUGUCUACAACGAGUUCACUGCUGGCUCCGUUGUUUGGGCAAAAAUGCCAGGUAAAUUGCCGUCCCCAUUCAUUUACACGUACGUCUUUUGCUUAGUUGUAGCCAUGAAGGUAAAAAUUGUGCAUAACUCCCAGAAACUCUUUAAUGUCAAUGUCACUGAAAAGACGACUAUCACCGAGAUAAAGCAGGCCAUUAGUCGGCGCAUCCUCAUACCACCCAAGGAUCAAAUUCUUACUCUACAGGGAAUUUUCCUUGAGGAUUCACACCCUCUAAGGGAUUAUCAACUGCCCAAACUCGAUGUCGUUGUCCCGCUUGAGCUCUACUUGCGCGCAAGCUACAAAAAACCCACUCACGUCAAAAUCUCUCUCUCCGCCGAUCGCACUCUAACCAUGCCGAUUCGUCUAGACGCCAAAGUGAGUGAACUGCGGUCAGCUAUCAAAUCAAAGUUUCCGGAAUCCGUUAACCAGCUGUCUGAGAUGGUCCUGCUUUUUGACCACUGGUUAUUAGAUGACAAUGAGAGCCUAGAAGCUUAUGGAAUCAAACGAGAUUCUUGCAUUGUCGUCGCUAGACGCCUUCCUGGUAGCUACCCUUCAAUCACCAGCUAUGAUUAUAUUGAGGACAUUCAACCGAAGUUGCCAUCACAGGACGAUGAGAUGUCUAAAUUGAAGGUGCACAUUUCAGCCAACAAUGUCGAUCCCCUUACAUUAUACCUGGAUCGAAAUUCCACGCUCCAAGAGGUAAGUGAAGAGGUCGAACGAGAAACCGGUGUCCCAAUCAAUCAUCAGCAGUUUUCACUUAAAAAAGAUCUCCCUCAUGUUUCUGACUUGUCCAGAAGUCUGGAGGAUUUGGGCCUUAAUGACGGCGACACUCUGCACCUGGUAGACACUCGGUCGACCAAUACUAUUGCCACAGAAGAGCCGAAAAAUUCUGAGUCUGCAACAAUGUUGAUCCAAUUUAAGGACCCCAACAAUACAUUCUUUAUUCAGUUGGCUCGUUACCCUUGGUGGCCAGCGAUGGUUGAUCUGAACGCCAGAGGCCGAUACGCGGACUACGAUUUGGUGACCCACAAAGCUACCCACUACCAGGUGGUAUUUCUUGAUCCUCACGUCAUGACUACCAAAAGGCUCGCGGCCAACCAUCUUCGGAAAUAUGUGUCUGGGAAGAUUAUCCAUGGUCACAUUCGGAAAGGGAAACAUUGGCCGCGAAUUCAAAAAGCUAUUGCAGAAGCAGAAGACGCCUUGAAAUUACCCAUCCAGACAAGGAUUGAGGUCUAUGGGUACCGCUACGAAAAUACUGACGAUUCAAGUGGUAUUCAAUUCCAGCCAAUCGCAAACAACAUUAACCAGGCAUAUCAAUGGACGUCUAGGCCGAAACGCCAGAAAAAGGUCAGUCCUACGGCGCAAGGGACAAAACCCGGAGGCAAACGGAAACCUGGUACAAAUAUUGCAGUUAAGAAGACGGGAUGUUCAACCAGAAAUCAAGAAUGCACUGGCAUGACUGACGUUGUCACAAAUGAAGCAGACUUUACUCCAGGCUCAUCCCAUCAGGGUGACUCAACGCCGACAUUGAGGAAUGAACUGCAGGAUGAUGGUACAAGUGUUGCCUUUGAUGAAUCCCCUUCAUUUCUCAACCCUCCAAUGUUUGCAGCGAAUUCAGUUUAUCGAAUUGCCGACGCUUCUGUCCCUGAAAAGUCUUGUGAUGCCUCUCCAGCCACAUUCAUCCAGUGUACCAAACCACCUGAAACCGGAUUUAGCUCCGUGAUAAACGUGUCGCCAACUUUAUCCCAAGAAACUACCUUGGAAAAUGACAACAGCUCUUCCCCUACGCCACCGCUAACUCUUUGGUCAAGCCAAGAGCAGCCAUUCGCAGUGACCGAAUUCCUCAAAGACGCCAUUCAGUCAAGGCUAGAAGAAAGUGUCUCGUUAACUAAGAAAGUUAGUAUGAUCUUAACGGGGUUACCUUUGCACCUCCAACUGAAACCCUCAGAAAACUAA
Molecule: messenger RNA, 4851 nt
Organism: Mesocestoides corti
Lineage: Eukaryota; Metazoa; Platyhelminthes; Cestoda; Cyclophyllidea; Mesocestoididae
Source: the annotation of a GenBank genome assembly